Messenger RNA from Phanerochaete carnosa HHB-10118-sp, 1538 nucleotides. RefSeq lists its product as uncharacterized. Bases 452 to 904 code for a protein of 150 amino acids. The transcript has a single exon. NCBI's taxonomy places the organism in Eukaryota, Fungi, Basidiomycota, Agaricomycetes, Polyporales, Phanerochaetaceae. The record is from RefSeq and is a predicted model, not a curated record.
CCGGACUUUGCACAGAUGGAUGCAGUGGCCUCGUGCCUGAGAUAGAUUAUCAAGGCAUCGAGGCGAGCCUGGACCAGUGGCAGGACUACUUCAUGCCAUGCAGACGUGGGACAAAACACUUAGCUCGGGCUAUCGAAGCAGGCCUUCGCGGAGAGGAGCUGAUUCCGGCAAUUCUUCAGGACUGUCGCGCGUGGAUGUUCAUGCGCCCGGAUAUGUGAGAUCUCACGGCCGUACAUUCUAUAAUGGUCACUGAGCUCUUUUGCACGACAGAUGGCCUACACCGUCGACGACCAAGCGAUCCUUUGUAUCCGGCGUGCGCCCAAGUCUGAACGGUGACUCCGUUCUCCCUGCCAUUGCUACACUCCCCAACGAGCUGAUCUUGCCAAUCCUCCGCGAACUCCCGCUUCACUCCCUCCUCACCCUCUCAGCGACGUGUCGCAGCCUUCACGCUAUGAUCACAGAGGUAGCGUUCUUCGAUCGCGUCCUCGUCGAGGCAAUCUCGCACGGCAGUCUACGAUGGAUCCUUCCGAUAGGGACCACACGCGGCGAGAAGCGGACCGCCUAUAACACCUUGCGGUUCUGGCUGUCCAAAGAGCACAGGCCGGAGGCCGCCCCUCCACCACCCGCCGGUGAGGAUGAAGACUUCGACAGUGAUAACGACGGCAACAAGAACACCUCGUCGCCUGCUGGGAGCCCCGUCCUAUCGAUUCUGCCGAUAAUCACGUCUCCUCAUCUCGACCGCAUAGCCUUCGUCCGGGCGUGCUGGGCAUCGGAUUCAAUGAUGAACCGACGGAGGCUAUGGGGACAGGUGAAACAAUUUGAGUCACUCUGGGUAGAUUAUCGGAAGCACGGGUGGCAGGUAGAUAGGUUCUACUCUCUCGACCAGCUCGUCGAGGAAGCAUGACUUGUGUAUCUGUAGACGUGGAUGUGCCAGCCUAUACGGAUACGACAGUAAUCUAUAUUCCAUUUAAUCUGAAUGCCACUCCAUAUGUACGCAUUCUGGAUAGAGACGAGCAUAGUCAUGAGAGAUAAGCAAUAUCAAAGUCAGUGGACGACGAACCUGAGUCUCAAGCUCGCGGGAACCAUCCACCCAGUGUGGUGUCGUCUUCAUUCCAGAAGUCAAAUUCGAGUAUCGACGGGUCUCGUAGACCCGAUAGCUUUGACACUAUGAAGGCAUCAAAUGCAGCGCGGUGUUCGGAGAAUUCGCCGAGCGUCGCGGAGGAGCGCCACAACCAGCGGACCUUGCGCAAGCGAGGCUUCUUGAGAAGCGUCGAGCGGAGCCAGAGAAAUUCAGAAACCAUGCUAUAAAGACAGCACAGGGCCCGAUUGACAUUGAGAUCGACCCAGCAGAAAAACGUGAUCGACUCGAGGGCAUCCGAGCAUUCGUCGAUGAGGCUUGGUGCAACCAAGAAUUGAUCUGCAGCGUAUCGUAUACCCUUCGUCAGCUCCAGUUGUGUGAUGAAGCUCAGGUGCGUGAGAGACCGCGCUGCACCAAUGUUGAGCUGGCGCCACAUGGCGGGCUCAAAGCCCACGCCUAA